Gongylonema pulchrum is the source of this 669-nucleotide messenger RNA. The record is from the annotation of a GenBank genome assembly. Lineage: Eukaryota; Metazoa; Nematoda; Chromadorea; Rhabditida; Gongylonematidae.
AUGAUCAGGGCUUCACGGAGCAGUCUGCCAAUGCUUUCCGAGGAAGAUCUGAUUGGUUCGGGCAUUAAUAUCAAUGUUGAGCAUUACAUGGAUACAUCGGAUAGCAGCAAUCUUGCAAGUGCUAAUAUGAUGGAAGAGCCAACGCAAGAGGAUUUGCCGACGUUUACCACCAGAUGUCCGAACAUCCGUAACUUAUCCUUUCAUCGGAAGCAUUCAAAUAACGAUCUCGAUGAAACGGUCAAUGAAUUUCUCAGUCGUAUUUUAUCACCACUAGAAAAACUCGAAAGCCUCGAUCUUUCAUACUGGCAACAGGUGGAGGAUUUGCACUGUUUAUCACCGCACAAACUUUCAACACUUAUUCUCUACGAUGUACCUGAUUUGUAUCGUGCACUGGACACUAUUGUACAAAUUUCUACUCUCAGGGUUGCCACAAUCAGAUCCGAUAUUUAUGGAUUACGUUGCCUGAGAGAACCGCUCGAUUAUUUAGGCUUGUUCAAUUGUGAUAAUGCUUCACAUUUCGCCGAAAUUCCUGCACUAGCUGUUGCUGGUGAUAGGAAUGAGGAUCAGAUUUUACUUGCACUUGAAAUGUACACUGAACGUCCAGGUCUUUUGCAAGGAGUUCUUAACGAAAGUUAUCAACUUUAUCGAUUUAACCACAACUUGGUAUGA